Molecule: messenger RNA, 8156 nt
Organism: Pelobates cultripes (western spadefoot toad)
Lineage: Eukaryota; Metazoa; Chordata; Amphibia; Anura; Pelobatidae
Source: the annotation of a GenBank genome assembly
CCGCGACCGGCGAGUUUGGAUUUUAAAUCGCAGCGACCAAUCAGCGACUUGCAUUCUGCUUCAAAACUAACGGCGGCAGCAGGGCCGGGAGCAGAGGGAUUAAAGGGCUCAAGGAGUAGCAGCACGUCCGGCCAGGAGUCCCAGCCUGUCCCCGCAAUCCGCACCGCAUUCAUGGCUCACAUCCCCGGCAAGGUCCCGGUCCCGGCCCCGGACAUGGGGAAACCCCCCGGGCUCCCGCUCGCCUCCUCCGUCAAGGAGAUCCCCGAGAUCCUGGUGGACCCCCGCACCCGCCGCCGGUACAUGAGAGGCCGCUUCCUGGGCAAAGGGGGCUUCGCCAAGUGCUACGAGAUCACCGACCUGGAGAGCCGGGAGGUGUUCGCCGGGAAGAUCGUCCCCAAGACCAUGCUGCUCAAACCGCACCAGAAGGACAAGAUGACCAUGGAGAUCGCCAUCCAGCGCAGCCUGGACCACAAACAUGUGGUGGGCUUCCAUGGCUUCUUCGAGGAUAACGACUUCGUGUUCGUGGUGCUGGAGCUCUGCAGGCGGAGGGUAAGCAGACUCCCAUCACCCCCAUCACUGUGAGGGACAUCCCCCCCCAGUAUGGCUUUCCAGUGACUGCUCGGAUUAGGGAUCCCCUGUCACCCAUCCCCCCAGUAUGGCUUUCCAGUGACUGCUCGGAUUAGGGAUCCCCUGUCACCCAUCCCCCCCAGUAUGGCUUUCCAGUGACUGCUCGGAUUAGGGAUCCCCUGUCACCCAUCCCCCCCAGUAUGGCUUUCCAGUGACUGCUCGGAUUAGGGAUCCCCUGUCACCCAUCCCCCCCAGUAUGGCUUUCCAGUGACUGCUCGGAUUAGGGGUCCCUGUCACCCAUCCCCCACCCGUAUGGCUUUGUGACUGCUCGGAUUAGGGAUCCCCCUGACCCCCAUGGCUUUCCAGUGACUGCCUUGGAUUAGGGGCUCGGCAGUAUAGGCUUUCCAGUGACUGCUUCGAUUACCGAUCCCCCCAGUAUGGCUUUCCUGGUGACUGCUCGAUAGGGGUCCUGUCACCCAUCCCCAGUAUGGCUUUCCAGUGACUGCUCGGAUUAGUCCCCUGUCACCUAUCCCCCCCAGUAUGGCUUUCCAGUGACUGCUCGGAUUAGGGGUUCCUGUCACCCAUCCCCCCCCCGUAUGGCUUUCCAGUGACUGUUCGAUUAGUCCCUGUCACCCAUCUCCCCCAGUAUGGCUUUCCAGUGACUUCUCGGAUUAGGGAUCCCCUGUCACCUAUCCCCUUCCCCCCAGUAUGGCUUUCCAGUGACUGCUCGGAUUAGGGGUCUCUGUCACCCAUCCCCCUUCCAUUAUCCAGUGACGCCCCCCCGUUCAUUUUAUGUGAUCAGUUUGAGUGACUACAAUUCUCAUAAUGCUCAGGCAGCCAAGUGACUAGUCCAGGAGCUGGCUUGUUGGACUGGUAGAAGGGAUGCUUUCGAAGGUCCUUGUUCCUGGCUGAGCAUGUUGAGAAUGGUAGUCCAGUAGCCGGAUUGCAUAGUGGCCAUGGAAGGGGGUUGGUUUGAUUCACAAUCUAUGGUGCAGUGGGCUGUGAUAAUCCUGACAGGUUUGAUUAACACUCGUUUCUGCAGCAGAGUGAGAGCCAUUUCAGACUUUCAUUCUGUGUUAAUGUGACUGAAGUCAAACCCAAUCAGCCUUUAUUGUAAUCAUAUUGUGAAUGUGUUCGUGAUCCUGACUUUUAAACAGCGGCACAAACUAGCUUUAAUGGGGGAGUGCACUUGUAGGGAGUCUGAGCAUUUUUCAAAAAGUCUCUGACCGGAUUCCAGUCACAUGUCUCAAUCCUGGCUGAGAUCGGUUUAUAUUCUGGGGAGCGAUGGAAUCUACUAAAUAUGUUGGCUCUUUAUAAAUGCCAUCAAUAAAUUAAAGGUGCAAUGAUCUAUUAAUUGGCUUUUACACUUUUCCCCCUAUUUCCUAUAUCUCAUCCUCUGGAUCCUUCGUAUAUUUAGCUAAGCUCAUGCGAAAGUGGCCAGUAUUUGAUGCAAAAUGUCCUGAAUCGAUUCUUUUAAGAUAAAAUGUGAAUUGUUCUCUUGGUUUUGGUUACUGGCUGACUCUUCCAACAGCCAUAAUUACAUUGUAACCGUUCACAUCAACAGAAACCAAGCUCAGCUCUCCUGCCCCCUGAAGGUGGACUAGGUAACACUGCCUUGCACAGAUAGAUGUGUUUAUAGUCUGGCAGGCAGUGUCUUCCAGCUGAGCAGUUGGUGUUGGUAUAACCUGCCUUAUCUUGUAUAUUCUAUCGUUUCAGUCCUUGCUGGAGUUGCAUAAAAGGAGGAAAGCAGUAACCGAACCCGAAGCUCGCUAUUACCUGAGACAGACCAUCUUAGGAUGUCAGUAUUUGCACAGCAACAGAGUCAUUCACAGAGACCUCAAGCUUGGAAAUCUCUUCCUGAAUGAUGAAAUGGAGGUGAAAAUAGGUAAAUACGCUAACUCUGCAUUCAAACUAUAAAUCUCUGGCGGUUGCGUUGCCUGUCACUCUGAACCUUUUUUUGGUCAAGACGAGCCUUGUGUUGCUCAACAUGCAGGGCGAGAAGUAAAGUGGGAGUCCAUUGCGUUGGUGGCGAAACAUUGUAUUACCAGCUGUUUCCACGCAUAUCUCACAUGAUCUGCCUGUCACAAGGCUGGUAAAGUUUUAAGGUAGUUCAUAAACGGCUGAUCUACCUUUUUGGCCACCUAUGAGUCAUGGAUUCUUUCCAGGCUACUGACACAAACCCAUGAGUAUUCCUUAAGAAGAUUGCCCUCUCCAGAGAUGGGAUCCUAUAAACCAUCCCCGUUUUAUUUUAACAUGACUUUGCAUCACCGUAAAGAGAGUAAAAUUGUGUGACCAGGUCUUGCAAAUGUUUAGCUCUCGUAAGUAUUGAUACGAGUCAAUGUCUGGCAUGUCCUGCUUUGCUAUUGUAGCUUACCCAUUUUCUGUGAUUCCAGGUGACUUUGGAUUGGCAACCAAAGUGGAAUUUGAUGGUGAAAGAAAGAAAACGCUAUGUGGAACCCCAAAUUAUAUUGCUCCCGAAGUACUAGGCAAGAAGGGACACAGUUUUGAAGUGGAUAUCUGGUCCCUUGGUUGCAUCAUGUAAGUGACUAGUUACAAAAACAUUGUCCCAGAUUGAAACCUUAGUAUUUAGGACCACUCUUCACUGUGGCAAUUGGUGGAAUAGUUAACAUUGCAUUGGUUUCCAUGGUGACUAUUCCAGCUCUAGAACUGAUUCUAUAAACGUUCCCAGUGCUAAGCUUCAGCCAUUCUGAAUAUAAAGUAUUAAACUUUGUCACAAUCGGCUUGUGACCCUCACUUAUAAUAGUCUUCUGUGCUCUCAGGUACACACUAUUGGUCGGAAAACCUCCUUUUGAGACUUCAUGCCUGAAAGAGACUUACCUGAGGAUUAAAAAGAAUGAAUACACUAUUCCCAAGGUAUGAUGGAACUCUAAACUGAAUAUAAAUAUUUUUACUUUCCUCUCAUACUGGGGAUUGGAAGCCUGGCUUCUUCGUGUCUUUACUUCAGGAUAUUGCUUUAUAAACUGCUCCUUAUCUGGGGCCGUGCGGCCUUGCAUACAGCAUAGGUGAAAUCAUGUGACCGUCACACAUGAUGGGCAGGUGUUUCCAAAGAUAGAAAGUGGUGCAUCAUGGGAAGAUGGUGCAAUGCAUGUCUGAACCGCACACUCCGUAGUCUGUCAGUCCCUCUUAUUCACGAGAGAACACUCACAGGUGACCCAUGAAAGAAAGGGAAACAUUAGUGACCUGCCCUAUGUGAAACACGUCUCAACACAAUCUCUGGUGCAAUGGGAAAAUUUCUCACUUUUAUUUUUAAAAUUGCUCGGAUACACUACCAGUGUGUCUGAAAGUCUCACUUUCCUGCAGUGUAUAGCCACCCACCAAACAUUCAUCAAAACUUGAAGGGUGAAAACAGUAACUUUUUCUUUAUAAUUUUUCAUCAAAACCCAUUUAUGCACAGACCUCAGGCAUUGUAUUAACUUAAACAAUACAGAUCCCACCCAGGCCUGUCUGGGAGAUAACUAGGUAGAGAAAUGCAACUCUAACCUCCAGACCUCAUAGUGCCUUAAUAAAAUACCCAACCAUAUAAAGUUCUCAUGCAGUAAACACCACAUGUGGUAUCUUUGGCUAGCUAAACCCAAGAGCUGUCUGCAGUUCGAAUAGCGCCCUCUGAUCCUUUGCAUGAUGUAGGCUCUCCACCUGGUUAAAUGUUUGAUUGGCCAUGGCUGAGUUCUGAGCCGAUUUUAAGUUCAAUGUAGCUGGCCUGAGUUGGUAGGCUGAUCUGAAGGACCUAACCUGCACAUAUGCUUGACCUUGUAGUGUCUGAAGGAGUCACAGCAGGGUAAUCAGUCUUUUCUGCUCAGUUAGUACAGUAUCAACCCAGGCAUGAGGGGGCACUGCCCCUUUCCUAUAUGGACAAAGCAGCGGGUUCUGAAUGUUUGACUAGAGGAAAGCCUACUGACCUCAAUAAGUGUUCCUAUUGUCUAAUACAGGUGUGCUUAAAAGGUAGAUCCCCCUGAUGUCUUAAAACUACAACUUCCAUAAUGCUCUGUCAUUCUAAGGCAUACAAAGCCUCAUCAAAGUUGUACUACAACAUCUGGGGAUUUACCUAUUGGGCAGCCCUGGUCUUAUAAAUACAUGAAGACUUACCUUUACUCUACAAAGAUCUGGAUCAUGGUGUUGGUUGAUUUUAAGAUGAAAUGACUUGUCUGUUAAAUUUCUAUGUAUACACUUAUUGGGAGUCUAAUGGAGAUGGCUGUAACCAUGCUCAUUGUUCCUCACAGCACAUUAAUCCUGUGGCAGCUGCACUCAUUCAGAAGAUGCUGCGGUCAGAACCAACAUCCAGACCCACCAUAGAUGACCUACUGAAUGAUGACUUCUUCACUUCUGGCUACAUUCCCACUAGACUUCCUACUACCUGUCUGACUGUACCCCCCAGAUUCUCCAUUGCACCCAGCAGCAUUGAUCCUAGCUUCAGGAAACCACUUACAGCUAUUAAUAAAGGUUUGUUGGCGACCAUACACCUGGUCAGGGCUAUAUUUACAUGUCUGGUGCAUGUAGGCACAGAAUUCAAAGCUACAUCCAGUGAAGGCAUAACACAUACUCAAACUGGACACGUACAUGAACAUGUAGGUAUAGUGAGUGUAUGCAGGGCUAAAGACACUUGUAAAAUGGGGUUAAUGUUUGAAAUGUCUUACAUUGGGUGUUUAAUGUUGAGAUUAAAAUCUUGACUGGUUAUAGUUGAGGUAUAAUGGGUGUAUCGAAUUAUUGGAAAACAUUGGUAGUUUAAAACUAGGAUUUAGUUUGAGUGAUUACAUUUGGCACUGAGGAAAGGGAAAGGGGUGUUUAGGUAACAGGCAUGUGGCGUUUGAAGGGUUAUUUGCACAGUACUCGCCCUCCUAUGAUAGCCCUGCAGGAGCUGUUAUAAAGUGACUCAGUGCUGUCCUAUGAUAUAUACAGUGUCACUCAUUGUUGUCCCUGCUUCUUCUGCAAUACAUUUCCUGUGUGAGAGGCUUAGUGGACAGGUAGGAAGUGAUCCCUUCCACUUCCUGUCCAGCCUCACACACUGGAGGAGUUGGGACACCACUGAGUUUUACACCCUUAUAGAAUGACUGGCAUACAGAUGACACUAGCCAAGUCUCAUUGUAGUUAGACUUCUCCAACAGUUCACCUAAGCUGUAAAUGGUGCCACCUACAGGACUGAUUUCUAAUGUGAAAUCCUCCCUGUUUGUGUUAGUGGGUGGUGAGCCCUUAGAAUGCACACUAUGCGAGGAAAUCUAAGGUCGCCUGCCUUUCAAUGUGAUCAAUUCUGCUUGCAGGACAAGACUCUCCACUGGUGGAGAAGCAAACUGCCCCAGGGAAGGAUGAAGAUGUCCAGCAGCCGGAGUCCACAGAACCUGCUGACUGUUACCUGUCUGACAUGCUGGUACAACUGACAAGUGUCAAUGCAGCCAAGCCAUCGGAGAAGCCCUUGAUUAGACAAGGUAAGGCCUCUUACCUGGUGUUGGAGUGAGAUCCUUCUGUCCAUACUGACCACCUUGAAGUAACAUGGUGAAAGGCUUCUUUUCACAAUUUGUGAGUGAGUAAAUUUCCUGAGUUAAUGUGACAUUUGUCUUUUCUGUCUUUUUAGAUGAAGCUGAAGAUCCAGCCUGCAAUCCCAUAUUCUGGGUCAGCAAAUGGGUGGAUUACUCAGACAAGUAUGGCCUGGGUAUGUAAAUGCAAUGUUGGAGUACAUUAAAGGGUUACUUCACCUUCUCUUAAGCUAAGAAAAAGGAAGGGACCUAGGAGGGGUCUCUGAAGCUUCCUCUUGCAGGUACACUGCCUGCCAUUGUAGAAGCUGACCUUGUCUGUCGCCUGGCUACCUACGUCAUGUGUAAAAGCAGAAGUGGUCAUGGUGGCUGCAGUAACACUUGAAGUCAAUACACUCACAUUGACUUGUGCAAGAUUCCCAUGGCUGGCCUUUAAAGGGUUACUCAGACAAAUCUUUUUAAGAACCCUGUCAGAGUAACCAUUCAUGCAGUAGUAGUUAUGGUGCCCUGGCAUACUGCAAACUUGAUCAGUUGACCUUUUGUAGCAAUAAACUGGCACAGCAGGGCAGAUCCCAGGUAAGUCAGUCUGCAAGUGGAUUGGCUACUUACUUUGAUUCCUGACCAUUCUCACAUUCAUAAAUAACUUUGUUUGUCCUUUGUAGAAGUGUUAAUCUAGCAGAUCAGACACUGCAUAUGUUCAAAUUUCAAACCAUAUCUCACUUUGUUUAGAAGAUCAUGUAUUGCCACCUCUGACGUUUGAAGCUUCAUGUUUCUCUCUUAAUCCCUACCCAGGAUAUCAGCUCUGCGAUAACAGCGUAGGAGUAUUAUUCAAUGACUCUACGCGGUUGAUAAUGUACAAUGAUGGUGACAGCCUACAGUAUAUCGAGAGAAAUAAUGCAGAGUCCUACCUUAAUGUGCGCACCUACCCUCCAUCCUUAACAAAGAAGGUAAGUCCUGCCCUUUUAAUUUUGAUGUGAGCUAGAUGCCACUCUGACACAAUGACAUUAACUAAAGUUAAAUCACCAGCAGUGAUAAACUUGAUAGAUUAGUGGGGACUGUUGCUAUUGGGUAUGGCAAGGAAUUACUAACAAAUCGCAAACUUGUACUAUUCUUCCCGUAUAGAUCACACUGCUUAAAUAUUUCCGUAACUAUAUGAGCGAACACCUGCUGAAAGCUGGUGCCAAUAUCCGUCCAAGAGAUGGCGAUGAGCUGGCUCGUCUUCCUUAUCUGAGGACGUGGUUCCGUACACGGAGUGCAAUUAUCCUUCAUCUGAGCAAUGGCACAGUCCAGAUAAACUUCUUCCAGGUAAGGAACUGAUUAAGGAAACACUGCACUUUAGCUUGAUAGGAGCAGUGUGCAACGCAGAUUUUCUAAAUCUAAAAUUGUAUUUUGUAAUCUGAUUGCAACCAUCUAGUAACAAUUUCUAGUGUUGGAUGCUGGUUUGACAAACAUUCUUUGAAAUCUGUCCUUUGAAUUCUAUAAGAAUCUCUAGUGUAGAUUUGAGACUAUCAAAAUUCCAGAAAACUUGUAAGGUUUUUCAUGGUGGGUCAUGCCAACUAAAUUUAUCCUUGCCUACUUCCUUUCUCUAAACAGGACCACACGAAGAUUAUCCUAUGCCCUCUGAUGGCUGCUGUGUCCUACAUAGACGAAAAACGUGAAUUUCACACCUAUAAACUGAGCCUUAUUGAGGAAUUUGGUUGCUGCAAGGAGCUUGCCAGCCGUUUGCGCUAUGCUCGUACCAUGGUAGAAAAACUACAGAGCUCAAAGACUGGAGCUGUACAUGUGAAGGCCCCAGCAUAGCCUGGAAGGACUACCAAAUCAUGGACACUGUCUCUCCUUGGCAUGGGGCUUGAAAACGCCUUAACUCAUUUUGCUGGCCCAAAUUGCAUAGGGAGAGUUGGUACAGGUCCCUUGUGAAUUUUUUUAAAAAAAAAUACCAUUGUGCCAACAGACUGUAAAGUCAACUCUGCAGGACUUUCUCUCCAUGUAAUCAUAAGUUGGGUAUCUCUUCAGCACUCUAAAAACCUGUCCUGUUUCCUUUUCAAUGUCUACAGUAAUGUCCGGUUUUUAAUGUAAAAUAAACUUUAAAGCUUUUGUAUAUUAACA